This is a messenger RNA of Oncorhynchus gorbuscha (pink salmon), 1906 nucleotides long. Its product is annotated as zinc finger protein 664-like. Lineage: Eukaryota; Metazoa; Chordata; Actinopteri; Salmoniformes; Salmonidae. The record is from RefSeq and is a predicted model, not a curated record. Gene Ontology annotation, biological process: regulation of transcription by RNA polymerase II. Gene Ontology annotation, molecular function: DNA-binding transcription factor activity, RNA polymerase II-specific; RNA polymerase II cis-regulatory region sequence-specific DNA binding. Bases 242 to 1609 code for a protein of 455 amino acids. Gene Ontology annotation, cellular component: nucleus. The transcript has 2 exons.
AACAGCUCGUCAACCACCUCCGUAGCUGUCUAGCCAACAUAGCCGAAAGAUACAACCUAUUUAUACUCUUUUGGUGUAUAUUAGCUACCGUGUUUUAGACACACUUCUGUCGUAUCUACUUGUGAACCUAUUUAAUUUAAUAUUACGUUAUUUUGUAUUAGUCAGCUAUAGUAUCUGUCUGGUUAAGUUAGCACUAGCCUAGUCGCUAAUGAUAAUAGCUGGCUAGCUAACAUCCCCGAACAUGAGCUCCCUAAACAUCUCCCCUCCUGUUAAAGAAGAGGAGGUCUGCUGGACGGAGAAAGAAGCUCUGGGGCUGAACAUUGUUGUGAAAGAGGAGGAGGAGGAUGUCACAGUAAAACAAGAAGUAGAGGGUGAGGCUGUUACAGUGAAAGAAGAGAAAGACGUUUCAGUGAAAGAAGAGGAAGACUCGUUCAGAGUGAAAGAUGAGGAGGAUGUUACUGUGAAAGGAGAGGAGGAUGCAGUUUUUGGAGUGAAGAUGGAAGGGGAGAUUACUGUCACAUUGAAAGAUGAAGAGGUGGAGAUAGGAGAUCCGAUUAACAUCAGAGAGAGAAGUGACUACCGUGGGUCCUCUGGGGAGCCUCAACAAAACCAUGAUGCUGACAUGGCAGAGAAGAGUCUCCCCAGAUCAAAACACUUCAAGAAACACCAGCAGAAACCCACAGGGAAGAAAUCUCAUUGCUGCUCUGACUGUGGGAAACAUUGCAAGUCUUCAUCAGAACUUAAAAUACACCAGCGGGUACACACAGGAGAGAAAUCUUAUAGAUGUGCUCAAUGUGGGAAGAGUUACUUAAGAUCAAAAUCACUAAAAGUACACAUGAGAAUUCACACAAGAGAAAAAGCUUAUAGCUGUGAUCAAUGUGGGAAGAGUUUCACUACAUCUAGCUAUCUGACAAUACACCAGAGAACACAUACAGGAGAGAAACCGUAUAGCUGUACUCAAUGUGGAAAGAGUUUUACUCAUUCAAGCAACCUGCUAUCACACCAGAGAAAACACACAGGAGAGAAAUCUUAUAGCUGUGAUCAAUGUGGGAAGAGUUUUACUCAGUCAAGCAACCUGGUAUCACACCAGAGAACACACACAGGAGAGAAACCGUAUACUUGUGCUCAAUGUGGGAAUAGUUUUACUACGUCUAGCCAUCUGAUUGUACACCAGAGAACACACACAGGAGAGAAACCUUAUAGCUGUACUCAAUGUGGGAAGAGUUUCACUCACUUAAGCAGCCUGGUAUCACAUAAGAGAAAACACACAGGAGAGAAACCUUAUAGCUGUGAUCAAUGUGGGAUGAGUUUUACUACAUCGAGCCAUCAGAUUGUACACCAGAGAACACACACAGGAGAGAAACCUUAUAGCUGUACUCAAUGUGGGAAAAGUUUCACUCACUUAAGCAGCCUUGUAUCACACAAGAGAAAACACACAGGAGAGAAACCUUAUAGCUGUGAUCAAUGUGGGAUGAGUUUUUCUACAUCUAGCCAUCAGAUUGUACACCAGAGAACACACACAGGAGAGAAAUCCCAUAGCUGUGAUCAAUGUGACAAAAGAUACUCUGAUAAAAGAUCUCUGAUCAAACAUCAGAAAAUACAUACAUGAAGGAGUUGUUUCAUGAUAUCAAUUAAAUAAUGUCACAAUGUAGAAUGUUUUACACAUUGUAGUAGCAGUUUUUUAAUGUCACAAUGUAUAACCCUAAACGUUUGCCCCCCCCCUCCCCUGUUAAAUUGAUUUCAGCAUGAUAUGGAUAUUAGCCUCAUCAAUGGAAAUUGUUUUGUACUUUGCUCUGUUGUUCUUUCCCUCGAUCCUGACUAGUCUGCCAGUCCCUGCCACUGAAAACAUCCCCACAGCAUCAUGCUGCCACCACCAUGCUUCACCGUAGGGAUGGUGCCUGGUUUC